This is a messenger RNA of Sphaeramia orbicularis (orbiculate cardinalfish), 2575 nucleotides long. It is a transcript of the gene csnk1a1, whose product is annotated as casein kinase 1, alpha 1. The record is from RefSeq and is a predicted model, not a curated record. Gene Ontology annotation, molecular function: protein kinase activity; ATP binding. The coding region runs from base 688 to 1785 and encodes 365 amino acids. The transcript has 11 exons. Lineage: Eukaryota; Metazoa; Chordata; Actinopteri; Kurtiformes; Apogonidae. Gene Ontology annotation, biological process: protein phosphorylation.
GGUAGUUAUAUAAUUUCCGGUGGUCCAUGAAGUGGUUCUGAGAUCUCUAACCUUAGCUAAUCGCUACCAACGGAAACCAGCUGAGAGAAAGGGUAGAGAAGACAAGAUGGCGGAGUGAGUGGGUUGCGCUGUACAGUUUGUCGCGACCCUUUAAGUUUGUUGAAAACGCUCUUCAAGGAUUAAAAAGAUAUAAAAGGCAACGGAACGAUCGGACGUAUAAUUAAACAAACAUCAUUUGCCCCUCAAAAGGGAGGAGGUCUGGACAUUUUCUCACGGCGGUCCUUGCGACAAUGUUAGCUUGAUGCUAACGCUAGCUAACGUUACAUUUGACUAGCUGCUACUUCGAGGUAGCUGUUACUAGGUGGUUAUAGACAGCCCUAAGCUUCGUUGGAUUUAGUUCUGUAUGUACAUAAUUUGGAACUGCAAGGCAUUCCGGUUUUCACAAAAGAGGCUUUUAAUCAAGAAGAUUCCGUACAUGUAGUAUACCAAUUUAGCGGAGACCGACGGGAUACAUCUAUUUUUCAACUUGGUUGUGAACGUUAGCAUUCAAUACCUGGAGUAACAGCAAGUCCUUAAUUGCUCAACACCAACUGGCUCAGGACUCUGUAUGUUCUGCUGACGACUCGGCUAGAUUGCCAAGCAAAAGAUUUUGAAGUGCAUUGGGUGGAGAUUGUCUUGUUGGAUAUUAUGGCGAGCAGCAGUGGUUCUAAAGCCGAAUUCAUCGUCGGUGGAAAAUACAAGCUUGUUAGAAAAAUUGGAUCGGGAUCCUUCGGUGACAUAUAUCUGGCUAUUAACAUCACAAAUGGAGAGGAGGUAGCAGUAAAAUUGGAAUCACAGAAAGCCAGACAUCCACAGUUGUUAUAUGAAAGCAAACUGUACAAAAUCUUGCAAGGUGGUGUCGGGAUUCCACACAUACGGUGGUAUGGCCAGGAGAAGGACUACAAUGUCCUAGUCAUGGACCUGCUUGGGCCCAGUCUGGAGGACCUGUUCAACUUCUGCUCUCGUCGCUUCACCAUGAAGACAGUCCUUAUGCUUGCGGACCAGAUGAUCAGCAGAAUUGAAUAUGUACACACAAAGAACUUCAUCCACAGAGAUAUCAAACCAGACAACUUCCUCAUGGGCAUCGGCCGUCACUGUAACAAGUGCUUAGACUCGUCAGUGGGGAAGAGGAAAAGAAGCUUGGCUGUUAGCUCUUCUCAGGACCCAUCUUUCUCAGGAUUAAACCAGUUGUUCCUUAUUGACUUUGGUUUGGCAAAGAAGUAUCGAGACAACCGAACACGACAACACAUCCCCUACAGAGAAGACAAGAACUUGACUGGCACAGCACGCUAUGCCUCCAUCAAUGCACACCUGGGCAUUGAACAGAGUCGGCGUGAUGACAUGGAGUCACUAGGCUAUGUGCUGAUGUACUUCAACAGAACCAGUCUACCCUGGCAGGGAUUAAAGGCUGCCACCAAGAAGCAGAAGUAUGAGAAGAUCUCAGAGAAGAAGAUGUCUACCCCUGUUGAGGUCCUCUGUAAGGGUUUCCCCGCAGAGUUUGCCAUGUAUCUGAAUUACUGCCGUGGCUUGCGCUUUGAAGAGGCUCCAGACUACAUGUAUCUGCGCCAACUGUUCCGCAUCCUUUUCAGGACUCUGAACCACCAGUAUGAUUACACAUUCGACUGGACCAUGCUGAAACAGAAAGCAGCCCAGCAGGGGGCCUCCUCCGGGGGCCAAGGCCAGCAGGCACAAACCCCCACAGGCAAGCAAACUGACAAACCCAAGCCUAACAUGAAAGGUUUCUGAGUGGUCUCUGCACUGAGCAGAGCUGCAGAAGCGUUGGUGACCAGGACCAACAUGUCUCUCUUCCUGGACAAGCGACAAACAGAAAGUCUGUGUCUCUCCUUCCAUAUUAACUAUCUAUGUAAUGGAAAUAUAUAGAUUUACACACACCUUUGUCCGCUGUGUCAUCUAUAUAUUCAUAUGUAUAUAUAAUAAAACUCUCCACUCCAAAAGAAAAGGAUGACAAAGCAGGUUUUUUGGAUGUGGAGGCUGUAGCCCCCUGCCCCACCCUACACCCACCCCUUUGUCACACCUGCCCUCUCCUUCCUGAUCUCUUGUUCAGUCCCUGUCUCUGUCCUCCUGUCAUUGUAGACUUUUUGUAAGGUUUCUUUGGAAACUGAAGUUAAGAAGAUAGUCAGCUGUUUUUCUCUCUCCCAGUGGAAACAUCUCAAAGCAUACCCCCCUUCACUCCUUUAUUUCACUUCCUCCUUUUAUCAAGCAAAAUGUUAAAACAUGUAAACCUAAAAACUGGUCUCCCUUUUUUGUUUUCUGAAAUAAUUAAAUGAUGCAACCCUGGAUGAUGUUAUUUACUAAAAAAUCUGAAAUGUUGGACUUUUUUUCUUUUUGUUUUGUGGUGAUUAGGAGUUUGCCUGUUGAUGAUGUAAGCAGCUCAAUGGCAACAGUCAAAGGUAGAAUGAUACUCUGGCUCUCUCCCUUUCUCUUUAGAGUUCUGAAUUAUUAUUAAAUCUGUUGUAAAACCUAUGGUCUUCUCCAAAAAUACCAAUAAAAACAUUACAUAACUUGGGUUUUCCAA